AUGGACAGCGACACCAACAUGGUUGAGGUGCCAGCCUCCCGCCUGCUCGACCCCCAGAUCUUUGAGCACCUCAAGAACAAGAUCGAAGAAGACCAGGAAGUUCGGGACCAAAUGAGUCAGACAGUCCAGAAGCUCGACAGGGCCAUCUCCUACGUCCAGGGCCUGCUCUCGCGCAUCCACGCCACCCCGCGUCAACAGUACGGUCCUUUCUUGGCUGACGUCCAGGCGGGCAUCCAGAAGGAGAUUGAGGUCAUUGGAGAACUGCAAGAAAUCGCCUCCAAGCACCCAUACUACAAAUACAACCAGAAGUGGAACCGCCAAGUGCAGAACGCCAUUUUCACCGUCCUUCUUGCUGGAUGGCUGGGUGGCCUCACAUCAGAUGGCAAGCCUGGCCCCAUCGCUCGUCUCCUGACCCUCGAGGAAGUCGGCGAAAUCUUCAAAGUCCCUGUUAACCUCAAGGACCGCGAUGCAUUCCACCUCACCAUCGAGGAGUACCUCCUCGCCCUCACCGACCUGACCUCAGAGCUCUCCCGUCUCGCCACCAACGCCGUCACCCUCGCCGACUUUUCCAUGCCCGUCGAGAUCAGCAGUUUCGUCAAGGAUCUCUUUGCCGGGUUCCAGCUGCUCAACCUCAAGAACGACAUUCUCCGCAAGCGUGUCGACGCGGUCAAGUAUGAUGUCAAGCGUGUCGAGGAUGUCGUGUAUGACCUUUCGCUCCGCAACCUGAUUCCGCAAAAGAAGGAGACUGCCGCUGUCGAGCCGAAGGCAUAG
This is a messenger RNA of Colletotrichum fioriniae, 771 nucleotides long. It is a transcript of the gene tsn1, whose product is annotated as Translin-1. Gene Ontology annotation, cellular component: cytoplasm; nucleus. Gene Ontology annotation, molecular function: sequence-specific DNA binding; single-stranded DNA binding; RNA binding. Gene Ontology annotation, biological process: RNA metabolic process. The record is from RefSeq and is a predicted model, not a curated record. Lineage: Eukaryota; Fungi; Ascomycota; Sordariomycetes; Glomerellales; Glomerellaceae.